Bacillus rossius redtenbacheri is the source of this 6933-nucleotide messenger RNA. It is a transcript of the gene Cdk5, whose product is annotated as cyclin-dependent kinase 5. Gene Ontology annotation, cellular component: nucleus; cytoplasm. The coding region runs from base 159 to 1058 and encodes 299 amino acids. The record is from RefSeq and is a predicted model, not a curated record. Gene Ontology annotation, biological process: neuron apoptotic process; axonogenesis; synaptic vesicle transport. The transcript is spliced from 7 exons. Gene Ontology annotation, molecular function: ATP binding; cyclin-dependent protein serine/threonine kinase activity. NCBI's taxonomy places the organism in Eukaryota, Metazoa, Arthropoda, Insecta, Phasmatodea, Bacillidae.
AUUUUAUUCUCGUGUUGUGGCUGUUUUGACUAAUUGUUUUUGGCCAUACGUAAAUAAAGUACGGAUUAUUGUCGAUGAAUGCAUUUUAUAGUUUGUUUUCAGUGGUUUUUGAUGGUUGCUAACAACAAUUUCUUUUCCCUCGCAUUUGCUUGUUAACUAUGCAAAAAUAUGAAAAGCUAGAAAAGAUUGGUGAAGGAACAUACGGAACUGUGUUCAAGGCGAAGAAUCGAGAGUCCCAUGAAAUAGUUGCCCUGAAGCGCGUACGUUUGGACGACGAUGAUGAGGGCGUGCCUUCGUCCGCGCUGCGGGAGAUCUGCCUGCUGAAGGAGCUGAAGCACAGGAACAUCGUGCGCCUGUACGACGUGCUGCACAGCGACAAGAAGCUCACGCUCGUGUUCGAGCACUGCGACCAGGACCUCAAGAAGUACUUCGACAGCCUCAACGGCGAGAUCGACCCGGACGUGGUCAAGUCCUUCAUGUACCAGCUCCUGAGAGGCCUUGCGUUCUGCCACAGCCACAAUGUCCUCCACAGGGAUUUGAAACCACAGAAUUUGCUUAUAAAUAAGAACGGGGAGCUGAAGCUGGCGGACUUUGGGCUGGCGCGGGCGUUCGGCAUCCCGGUGAAGUGCUACUCUGCGGAGGUGGUGACGCUCUGGUACCGACCCCCGGACGUUCUGUUCGGUGCCAAGCUCUACACCACCUCCAUCGACAUGUGGUCGGCCGGCUGCAUCUUCGCGGAGCUGGCGAACGCUGGGCGGCCGCUGUUCCCCGGCUCAGACGUGGACGACCAGCUGAAGCGCAUCUUCAAGCUGCUGGGCACGCCUACCGAGGAGACGUGGCCCGGCGUGGGCCAGCUGCCCGACUACAAGCCCUUCCCCGUCUACCACCCCAGCGCGGGCUUCGGCCAGGUGGUGCCCAAGCUGGGUUCCAAGGGCCGCGACCUCCUGCAGCGACUGCUGGUGUGCAACCCCGCUCUGCGGAUGGCAGCUGAGGAGUCCAUGGUGCACCCCUACUUCAGCGACGUCAGUUCGUCCAUCAAGAGCGACCGCUCCCUGUGAGAGCGCCGCCACGCAGUUGCCGACGAUCUGACAUUCCCGGCGCCGCUCACUUGACGGGGGGAGGGGAGGUUUGCCGCCCCAAUCGCGAGACGUAACCUUUUAUUUUGUAGCUCCAUCCUCUCCCUUGCUACACACGUGUUUGUUCUCAUUGCAGUGGUACUCUCUCUGGAACGCUCGCGAAGCCAAGUCAUGUUUCUGUGGGCCUUUGGAGGAUGAUUGUGUGGCGAAUUUACACGAUUCACCAUGUGUGAUGUUAAAAUUGAAUGUGUGUAUUUAUUUAGUUUAGAAAGUCAGGGUUUUUUCUGAAGUGAAACGUCUUUGGGCGCGAUGGGAGUAGAAUUUUAAGGCCGAAUAUUAAUGCAACCGUUUUCGCGAAACAUUUGUUUGCGAAAAUGACAGAAUAGGUUGCAAACGGUGCAGAGAACUUGGCUCCACAUGGUGGCCUGGGGCUCAGGUUGAACCCUGCCAUGUUGCAGGGACAGGCGGGUCACGGCGGUAGGGACCCGCUUGUGCCCGACUUCAUCUGACUUGCUGGCAUCUAGUAAGGGAGUGUUUGGGCAGAGAGAAACACGAGGUUUUGAACUUAUUGUUGUGCACCGUACCAUGGGCCAUAUUCACAGGAAAGAUGUGUUCUCUCAAGUUCGUGUUAUUUUAAUUACUUAUGUAAAUCAGUAUUGUUAAAUGAGUACACCUAUCCCUCACUUAGCACGUCUUCAGAUUGCGCGAUGUUAAUUUUACUGCCCCAGUCUUGAAUAGCACGUCUGUAAAUUUCAGUCAACAUGAAAUCUCCGCAGGCAAAAUUUGUCGGGCACUACGCCACGAAGUUUGUUUCAACUUCUGUAAACAACAGAUGUGCUGUGGGAUGCAGUUAGCCAAACAAGGGGGGAAGAGAUGCGAGCGCAGGUCUGACUACGCUAUCGGCUAUUGUACAAACAUCAGCUAUGGCAAGUUCAAUUGCGGCUUUGGAGUGAAAGGACUAAAUGUUUUUACGUCCACGCAUAUGCAACCGUGCCGUAUCGUUGUCGCCUGGCCAAAGACCGGGCCGUGAACUCAGUCUAGCCUGUGGCAGGGAAUUCACUCAAACAAAAGCAACGUCUACCCGUUCAGCUGCCGGUAACUGUACAUGCUUGAUCACUCAUAAUGCAUCUUGUUCAAGUAUUUGAGACAAAACUAGAAGUAUUACGGCACGCAGAUUUUCAUGAAGGCCAUGCUUUGUUGGUUGUACUUUAGUUUUAAGCAAGUCAACUGUGCGCACAAUCGUAUGAAAUAAGGACUCUUAUCAAAAGUUUAUAUGUCUGAUGCUGUUGGUUAUACUAGCAGGAAUAUAUUUGACAUUAGAUACCGGAACUGAAAUGAACAGAUGAUUCACAUGUAAAAAGUUGUUAAAUGAAUGUUGCAAUGAAAAAAUAAUCAUUGGCCUGACAGAAUUGGUGUGAACCAGGUGGUGGUACGCGAAUAAGCACUUUAUUUUUGAAAAAUUAAAAUGUAACUAUCCGGACAGUAAUAUCAGUUUCACUGUUAGUAAAGGAUGGUUUGGAAAGGUACACGACGUGAGUUAUAGGUCACACCCGGGCGGGCAAUUCAGCCAGCCGGCUGACGGUCUGACGAUAAAGUACAUAACCAAAUACAGUAGAACCCCGAUUUAACGAAGUGCUACGGUUACCGAAAAGGUUUACUCUAAAUCGAUGUUUCGUUAAAUACGAUUUAUCGAUUUUCAAUGACCCCCGCACUCAUAAUUGCGUCCCUACGUUUCCAUAUCGUAAACAGGGUCGACGCUGAUCUUGUGCUGCCGUGCUAUCUCAGACUUCGUCAACUUUCCAUCUUCAACGUUUUUGAUCUCGCUCGUACGGCCCCCGGUUCGUACGUACACCUCGGUCGUACAUACAGAUUUUCAGAAACCGUGAAAAAUGAGGCAUUAAAAAAAAAAAAAAGGUUAAUAAUAUGAAAAGUAGUGGUGCACCGAUGCGGAUACCGAUGAAUCGUAAUCGGCGAUUAUCUUAACGAUUACUUUGCCGAUUAUUUACGUCCCGGCGUAAUUAAGUAGGUUUUUACCGUAAUAUUUAUAUAUAUUACAAAAUUCAUGUAACUCCGUCAUAUCAUAAUUGCAGAUAUUUCGUUAAGUUUAAUAAAUCUCAUUGCCUCGAACAAUAAAAAAUACAUUUUUCCUGCACGUUUAUUUACGUUUCGUCUUUUGUUUGUUUAGUGGCCUUGUUCAUUACCUAUAGCCAGAGACGUAAAAUAGAUGGCACGCAAUCAAAAUACCACAAACAGUUGCAGUGGAUUCUAUGACAAUCGAUCUUUUCGAGUCGUAGUAGCAGUUCAAAAUCGUGGUCCCGAUACCUUCUAGAGUUUAUCACUGCAUUUUACCAGCUAGGUCAUUUUACCAACUCGUUAUAGGCGUCUUUGGUAACAUUAUCCGUUGUUGUGUUAUUUGUAUGUGACGUGAAAAGUGAAAAAGUAUUUAUAAUUUUAUAUAUUCAGUCAACAUAAAUAAAAUAACAUGUGCUAGAAUUGGUUUUUAGUCAUUUUUAUAUAAUUAUAGUGAGAUGGCAAGUAGGGAGAAAAAAAGUGAAGUGUGGAAACAUUUUUCUAUAAACUCAAGUAAACAAAAUAAAGCAGCAUGUUUACAUUGUUAAACGGUAAUUUCUUGAUGCAACCUUAUGUGAUAGUCGAUAAUAAUCCUAGUUUUCCGCAACAAAAACUUACCCAUUGUAAAUUACAAUUAUUAGACUGUAGUUCAAGUUGUUUACAAUAACAGAUAUUUAAAUAGAAGUUAAUUUAAUUUACACUUUGCAAAGACUUAAUAGUGUAUUCUAUAUAUUUUUAUACUGUUAUUAUAACUGUAUUCUCAAUUUUACCUAAUCUUGUUAUUAAAUUCACAUGGGAAUAAAAAUUUUUGUGUGCAUUAUUACACUUAAAAAAAUUUGUUCAUUAUAAUCGGUAACUGAAUCGGUAUCUGCCGAUUAUUGCUCUCAUAAUCGGUAAUCGAAUCGGUAAUCGGUAAAGUCAUAUUGGUGCACCACUAAUGAAAAGUGUAAGAAAUACGUUAAAGUUUAUUAAAAUACAGUCGCAACCUGCAGCAUUUAUAACAAAUACGAGCUACAUACACAUUGCGUCACAGUAAAAAAUAAAAAAUGGCCACAAAUUGAUGUAAAUUUACUGUCAAUAGCGCGCCGUACGCGGAAAAGGUCAUUGUACUCGGUCAGCUGCUGGUACGGCGCGGCGUAGCCGCCGGCUGGCUCUCUUUGUUCGCUGAGCUGCGCAGCACUUAUAAAAAACGUAUUCCAAAAACUAAACACCGUGCACAAAGCUCUUACUGAGAAUAACAGAGCUGUAGGAAACCGUAUGUAUUUGGUACUGAGUAACGGGUGCGCCAUCUAGUAACGAGUAACGAAACGUUACACACGGCUGCAUCUCGUUACUCGCAUUUUUCGUAUGUUUUACGCAUGCACGCGCGUAUACGAUGUAUUUACGUUACAAAGAACGAUGUUUGUUUAUUAAAGGAAUUGUGUGUAGAAAAAGUUUGAGAUUGGAACAGAAACAACGUAACAAAGUAUUGUUUACAAAUUAGAAAUAUGUUAUUAUGUUUUUUAUUGUCGCGUAUUUUCACGUUUUUUUGUUCUUAUCUUAAAAGAGAUAAUAUAAAAAAGCCGCUUUAAUGAGAUUUAAUUGUUUUUGGUUAACAAAAACUGUUAAUUAUGAAAUAUUGUUAAUUUUUUAUAUUCUAUUUAUUAUUAUUUAUGCGACGUCAUACUGUUUGCGUACACAAUACGACUCGAUUCAUUGCUGCAACAUAACAUAGCAUGUUAUGCGGUAUCAGUAGUAACGAGUAACGUAACGAUACGAUAGUAUCGAUUACUAAUUGUUAUAGUAACGAAUACAUACGGGUACACUUUUUUUUCGUUACUUUUACACCUCUAUAAGAAUAAUGAUAAUGGCGUAUUGGUGUGACGUUGUCACAAGUUGAAAAAACCUGGAGGAUGGGAAAGGGAAUAUUUGGAAACGUGAGAUUAUUGCCUAGCACUGUUACUAUGCGGGCGUGAGUGGAAGAUAACGUGGUGAGUCAAGCGAGGAAUUGAGGAGGGGGAGGGGGAUGCGGACAAAGAAACCCUUCAUGACGUCAUGUGUCGCGGACAGUCUAUCUAUCCAGGCGCGCGCAAUGGCACGCACCUACGCAAUUCAGUUACAGCGCCCGGAGUUUUUAAGCAAUUUGAACUAUUUAUUUUUAUUUUUUUUGUGUUUGGACAGAUGAUGCAAAGUCACAUAUUAAUAUAUAGUACCUCCAUUCUAUUACUGACACCACAGAGUGUAUUUCUUAAUAAUAUUCCAUUACAAUUUACUUUCAUUUUUUUGGAAAUCUAUAUUAAUAUUUUAAUAAAUUGGUGUUUUUUGAUGGUUCCUGAAAACCUUUACGUUAAAUCGCUGUUUUCGUUAAAUCCGUGUUCGCAAAAUCGGGGUUCUACUGUAGCUCCCGUUAUGCGGUGUCACAUUUGUCAUACAAAGUGCGAUGGAAGGCAUAUAAAGUUUAAUAGUUUGACAUAUUUAUAGUUGAGUGUUAUUCUAUGCCUUUAUAUUACGUAAAGUAUAUUUUCUUACACAGUUUUGGAACACAUUAAAUAAAUUAGCCUUGCUAUUUAUGGAAACUAAUGCUUCAGAAUACGUGAUUUUGAAUAACACAAGCAUUUUUAGGAACGAAUUACGUAGUCGUGCUAAAAGAGGGAUAGGUGUAUUGUUUUAGCCGUCUAACUAAAUAUCUUUUGCUGGUAUAUUGCUUUUAAUGCUUUAGUUUGACAGGGUAAUUAUUUAUCACGAAUUAUUUGAUUAACUAAAUCACACACUGUAUUAUAAUUAUGAGCCCACGAGUGUGUAAACGUGUUAAGCCGAACUAAUAAUAUGAUAGUUUAGUGCCAUUUAUUUUUCGCGUUGCGGAGCAGCUGACAUGUUGUCAUUGUUCAUUCAUUGAACUGCAGAACAUUAUGCCUAAAAAUGUAUUGUAAUAUGUCUAUGUAGCCUAUUGCCAUAAUAUGUUGAUCCAUUAACUCGAUGCUAAGGUGAUAUUUGCAGAACUACAAAAUCAGUUUAGAAGAAUGCUCGAUCACAUCUAACCUAUACCUAAUAUAAAAUUAAAAACUCAUUUAUUAAUAUCAAUCCCAGGUUUGAUAUUAACUAAACAAAUUUUCCUUAUGCUGUACUUCAGCAGUGAGUAAUAUGUAUUUAUUUUAAUACUAAGCUGUUAUUUUUGAGUAAUAAUUUAAAUUCAUGUUUAUUAAUAUUUAUAUUUUAAUAAAGUUUGUAAUACAAGAAAAAGUUAGGAUUCUUAAAUUAUUGGAAAAAAAAAAAAAGUGAAAGCGAAAAACCUAGUCGCUGUGUUAUCUUGUUUAGAAAAUUCUCUUUCUUUUUCUCUCUCUGCCGGUUCACCUAAGAGUCGAGAUUUGAAAUGCCAAAGAAGUUUCACUUCUCUCACAUGUACUGAGUGACAUUCUCUCUUAUUUUUAUACCUUUUCACUCGCAGGAAGAAAUCUAGGGUGAAUAUUUGGUUGUGCCGUGGUAACGGGUAGCAACAGAUUCAUAAGCAGUGUAUCAAAAAUUUAACGGUUCUUUAGGCUUGUCUAUGCAUCAGUUUGUGUUUUUUUCAGUUGUGAGUCUAUUUUAUACAUGUAAAGCUAAAUGGCUAAAAUGUUUGCCGUUUAUCAAUCUUGCGGUUUGCUUCAUAAAGGAUGUUAUGUGGAAAUUUUAUUACUAAAAAAUUUAGCUGUGCUUGCAAUACGAAAUCGUGAGUUGAAAAAAAAUGCAGUUGGAAUGAUUUUUAAUUUAUUCAGCAUUUUGGAUAUCCUUGGUCUGUAAUCUGCUCCAUCAGUAAACUGAGUUUUUUAUA